Molecule: messenger RNA, 351 nt
Organism: Colletotrichum aenigma
Lineage: Eukaryota; Fungi; Ascomycota; Sordariomycetes; Glomerellales; Glomerellaceae
Exons: 1
Coding region: 1-351 (116 amino acids)
Source: RefSeq, a predicted model, not a curated record
AUGCUCUCCCUCCACAGAUUUCCCAUUCUUUGCAGUCGACUGACACGACAGACAGCCAGACUGCAGCCAAGAAUCAUCUACCACACCGCCGGUUUCCACGUCCUCAACACCGACGGCGACGUCAAGAGACAAUCCAGACUCGCUGUCCAAGACCUUCGGCACCUCUUUCCCAACUCUUCCGUCACCGUUGAGACUGUCUGGCACGGCGACACUGCACAUACCGUCAUCGACAUUCAAGGCGGUUUCAUCGACAGCGACAGGUAUGCCACGGGUUUUGAGAUAAUGAAGGACCUUUUCAUGGGCCACUCCAUUUCUACGUCGACCACCGAGCUGCCAAUUCUUGUCGAGUAA